AUGCACCUCGCACAACUACUCUCCGACCUCUUGUUGUCGUUAUGGCGCGGUACAAUGGACCACAUCCUUCCGGAUCAUGUCUCAAUGUGGCCCUGGGCAAUCUUUCAUGAUGCUGAGACCUGGGAAACCCAUGGAGAGGCCGUUUCUAAUGCAGCGCAGCAUCUCCCAGGCUCCUUCGACCAAAAACCAAGAAAUCCCGCUGAAAAAAUGAAUUCGGGUUACAAAACGUGGGAGUAUCAAGUCUACAUAUUCGGUCUUGGCCCAGUGCUACUAUUCGAUAUCCUUCCCCGACCAUAUUGGUUAAACUACUGCAGGCUCGUACGUGGAUUUCAGUUGAUUAACCAGCAUUCUAUCAGCCAUGAAGAUGCUUGUACUGCUCAAGCCUUGUUUACUCAGUGGGAACUUGAAUUCGAGACGCUCUACUAUCAGCGCCGUGCAGAACGUUUGCAUUUCAUUCGAUCCUGCGUGCACCAAGUCAGCCACCUUGUACGUGAGACUGUCAAGAAAGGGCCUCCCAUCUGCUAUUCUCAAUGGACCAUGGAACGUACCAUUGGCAACCUCGGGCAAGAAAUUCGCCAACCUUCCAAUCCCUAUGCCAACUUAUCACGGGAGGGCGUCCGACGAUGUCAAGUCAAUGCUCUAAAGGCAAUGAUGCCUGAUCUUUCCCCCGACAAGCCCCCCUUUCCGACAACAGCUAUCGAUCUCGGAGAUGGAUAUAUUCUCUUGCAUAAGCGAGAUUCAUGGCCAAUGGUUCCUCGAGAACCAGGUGCCAAAGCAAUUUUUCAAUAUCUCGGUCACCGGUGUCGUGACUUCAAAAUCCGCUGGUGGGCUCGUGUACGUCUUCUGAACGGACAGAUAGCGCGCACUGCGUGGAGGGAAACCAAACACCCACCUGAAAAAGUGCGUCCUGCACAACAUGUCAAGAUCGUUAUCGAAGGCGAAACCCGAGUUGCUGAAGUCCUAUACUUCACGCGAUUACCUGUUGAAGCUGGUAUUGACAAUGACGACAACCAAAUUUGGGUCUGGAAGGAUGUUGCUGUCAUCUCGAUGUUCUCACUCCCUGACAACGACCUCCUUGAAUUAUCGUGCCAUACUGUCAGCUCAUGUCGACUUGAAGAUGAUGACGUUCGUGUCAUUGAUAUCAAGUCUUUUCUUGGUGUGGUUGGUAUGGUCCCACAUAAACCAACUCUUCCGUCUGGUGUUACUGAGGAUCAUUAUUUCAUGGUAGAAAAGCCCGGUCUUGAUAUUGCGACGUUCGGUGUCCCAUAUGAAGGACCCGCGGCUCAAGACGAUCAGCUGGACGAACAAGAAGUGGAGGCUGGCGAGGAUGAUGGAGGUGCUUAG
Messenger RNA from Suillus paluster, 1344 nucleotides. RefSeq lists its product as uncharacterized. Bases 1 to 1344 code for a protein of 447 amino acids. The transcript is spliced from 2 exons. The record is from RefSeq and is a predicted model, not a curated record. Lineage: Eukaryota; Fungi; Basidiomycota; Agaricomycetes; Boletales; Suillaceae.